Messenger RNA from Larimichthys crocea (large yellow croaker), 1833 nucleotides. RefSeq names its product guanylyl cyclase inhibitory protein. The coding region runs from base 512 to 1108 and encodes 198 amino acids. The record is from RefSeq and is a predicted model, not a curated record. The transcript is spliced from 5 exons. Gene Ontology annotation, molecular function: calcium ion binding. Lineage: Eukaryota; Metazoa; Chordata; Actinopteri; Sciaenidae.
GCACAGGAGGAAGGACCUUAACCUUUGGGCUUAUAUUGGACGUUUGGAGCUUGUUACUGCCUCCGUUGUACCACUUCCUGCCACUUUAUGCUGUUGGUUCUUUGACAAUGAUGUUUAAUUUUUGGCUUCCAGAGGAAGCACUUACUGUGUUUACUGUAGGUUGUCAUGUUAAUAAAUAUUAGUUUACUAAACCCUCAACAGAAACUUUGGCCAUAUUUUCAAAUAUCUAAAAACACUUGGCUCUUUUCAUUCUGCAAUUACUCAGUGAGGUAGAUUAUAAAGCAGCAGCCUGUGUUUUGAGUAAUUACAUUUGCCAUCUACUGAACCCACUUAACACCUUUCCUUUUUGUCCUCCUCUCACCCCGCCUCUGAGGAGAUUUACUCUGUGUAAUUUGUCAAAUGUGAUAAGGUAGUGGUUGGUGCAAUUAAGAAAGCAUGGAAUAAGCUGGGAUUUGUUGUGUAUAUUAACUCAGUGGUGAAUGCAGAGCUGUUGCUGCUGCUCCUUUACAGAAUGGGCCAAGCUGCUACUUUGCCCUGUAGGAGAGGGGAAACUUAUGUUACUGAGCUGUACGAAUGGUUCAGAAAGUUUAUUAAUGAAUGUCCAAGUGGGCUGAUCACUCUUCAUGAGUUCCAAAGGCAUUUCUGCAAUGGGACGGUGGGCAGUGAGUCGGCUGAGUAUGCAGAACAGAUAUUCCGCACAUUGGACAAUAACGGGGACGGAGUGGUUGAUUUCAGGGAGUACGUCAUGGCCAUCAGCAUGCUUAUUGAAGGUUCAGCUGUUGAGAAGCUGCGGUGGUCGUUUAAGCUUUAUGAUAAAGACAGAGACGGAGCCAUUACAAAGGAAGAAAUGCUGGAGAUCAUGCAGGCUGUUUAUAAGAUGAGUGUAGCAGCUGCUUUAACUAAACCCAACCCACUUACACCUGAGGAAUGUACCAACAGGAUAUUUGUGCGAUUAGAUAAAGACAACAACGCCGUCAUCACUCUGGAGGAGUUCAUAGAAGGAGCGCUGGAUGAUGAUUGGAUCAGGGAGAUGCUGGAAUGUGACCCCAGCACUGUGAAGGUGGAGAGGCCCCUGAGGAGGGACACCGUUUUGGGGACCCAUGGUUGACCUGAAGUGAAGUAUUCUAUUCAGUGGGAGCAGAGAAAUGAACCGCUCAAUGUUUGGACUGAUAUUUCCAUGAACUGCUGCAGCGACACAGCUUCCAUUCGCUGUGACAAAUUAUAUCACGGCCUGUUGAGUAACUUUAAGGUAGACUCUAGAGAGCAGUAGAAAAUUUAGAUGAUUAUAUGAAAAGCAUUCAUUAAAAAUAAUUGCUUUAUUAUGUAUUAUUUUUCUUUUGCCAUUUGUAUCAGUUGUCAAUUGUGUUCUUUUGUUGGUGUUUUCUUUACUGUGUCAUUUGAUCAUCUGUGUUUAUUGCAUCAUGGCUAUCAUGAAACAAUGAAAUUGUACUUGUCUUACUUUAGAUAUCCAUUCUACACGUGUGCCCAGAUCAACUUGCACCAGGUGACAGACCCAAAAUAAAUAGUAAAAGUAAAUGCUACUAUUUAUUAGUGCUUUCAAUUGGGAUGAACUACACUUUGGGUUUCUACAUUCAGCAUCUAUCUACAAAUAUUGAUAAAAUAUGAGUGAAUAAAAUGAAGUUUAUAAAGAAAACACCUAUAUUGAUAUAAUACAACUUGUAUAAACAUCCAUCCAUCUAUUAUCUGUAACCCCUUAUCCUCAUCAGGGUCAUGAUAGGGCUGAAAUCUAUCCCAGCUGGGGUACACUCUGGACAAGUCGCCAUUUCAUUGCAGGGCACACAGAGACAAACAACCAUUCAUACCUACGGGCAA